Limanda limanda (common dab) is the source of this 4395-nucleotide messenger RNA. RefSeq names its product erb-b2 receptor tyrosine kinase 3b (gene erbb3b). The transcript is spliced from 28 exons. Gene Ontology annotation, biological process: cell surface receptor protein tyrosine kinase signaling pathway; positive regulation of kinase activity; protein phosphorylation. Gene Ontology annotation, molecular function: protein tyrosine kinase activity; ATP binding; neuregulin receptor activity. The coding region runs from base 1 to 4395 and encodes 1464 amino acids. The record is from RefSeq and is a predicted model, not a curated record. Gene Ontology annotation, cellular component: basal plasma membrane; signaling receptor complex. NCBI's taxonomy places the organism in Eukaryota, Metazoa, Chordata, Actinopteri, Pleuronectiformes, Pleuronectidae.
AUGAACCAGUGGGGAGUCGUGAUGCUGUGUGUGAUGAUAUCUUGGAGGCUGGAGACUUCAUCAACCCAAACCCACGACGAGGUGUGUCCAGGUACGCAGAACGGACUGAGCUCCACAGGCUCUCAGGAGAAUCAGUACAACCUGAUUAAAGACCGGUACAAUGGCUGUGAGAUCAUCAUGGGAAACCUGGAGAUCACUCAGAUUGAGAGUAACUGGGACUUCUCCUUCCUCAAGACGAUCCGUGAGGUGACCGGCUACAUCCUGAUCGUCAUGAACCACUUUCAGGAGAUUCCUUUAGGGCAACUGCGGAUCAUCCGAGGGAACAGCCUCUACGAGAGACGCUUCGCCCUCUCCGUCUUCUACAACUACCCCAAGGACGGAUCCAGUGGCCUGCGGCUUCUGGGGCUCGCAAAUCUGACAGAGAUUCUGGAGGGAGGAGUGCAGAUCAUCAACAACAAGUACCUGAGUUAUGGCCCCUGGAUCUUCUGGCAAGAUAUCAUCAGGAACAGCAGCGCUACGAUUGACAUCCAGCACAACGGAGAGAGAGGCCCGUGCCACAAAUCUUGUGGCGAUUACUGCUGGGGGCCAAAUAAGGACCAGUGUCAGAUCUUGACUAAGACGGUGUGCGCUCCCCAGUGUAACGGCCGCUGUUUUGGGACGAGCCCCAGGGACUGCUGUCACAUCGAGUGUGCAGCGGGAUGUAAAGGCCCUCUGGACGUCGACUGUUUUGCAUGUCGUUAUUUUAACGACUCUGGAGCCUGUGUGCCUCAGUGUCCCCAGACUCUCAUCUAUAAUAACCAGAUGUUUCAAAUGGAGACCAACCCUAAUGCAAAGUACCAGUAUGGAUCCAUUUGUGUCUCUCAGUGCCCCACAAAUUUUGUGGUGGACGGCAGCUCCUGCGUGAGCGUCUGUCCCCCGACUAAGAAGGAGGUGCAGAGAGAAGGACAGAGGCAGUGUGAGCUCUGCAAUGGACUCUGCCCUAAAGUGUGCGAGGGAACAGGUGCGGAGAACAGACAGACCGUGGACGCCAGCAACAUUGACAGCUUCAUCAACUGCACGAAGAUCCAGGGCAGUCUUCACUUUCUGGUCACAGGGAUUCUUGGGGAUGACUUCAAACAGAUCCCUCCCUUGGAGGCCAAAAAGCUGGAAGUGUUCCGCACCGUCAGAGAGAUAACAGAUAUUCUAAACAUCCAGUCGUGGCCUCGAGAGCUGAAUGAUCUGUCGGUUUUUUCGAGUCUCACCACCAUUCAAGGGAGGUCGCUCCAAAAGCGUUUCUCUCUGAUGGUGAUGCACAUCCCCACUCUGACCUCACUUGGUCUGCGCUCCCUCCGCGAGAUCAGCGACGGCAGCGUGUACAUCAGUCAGAACGUCAAGCUCUGUUACUACCACACUGUCAACUGGACACAGCUGUUCAGGGGCCGCAAAGUUCGAGUAGACAACAUCAUCAACAACAGGCCACUGGCAGAGUGUGUUGCAGAAGGCCACGUGUGUGACCCGCUGUGUUCAGACUCAGGCUGCUGGGGCCCGGGGCCCGACCAGUGUCUCUCCUGUAGGAACUACAGCCGAGACAGCACAUGUGUGGGCAGCUGUCAUUUUUUCACAGGAGCUCCAAGGGAAUUUGCAGGCCCUGAUGGUGAGUGUGUGGCCUGUCACCCAGAAUGUAAGCCCCAGCACGGGAAAGACAGCUGCACUGGACCGGGCGCAGAUGAGUGUGCGGGAUGCGCCAACCUUCGAGAUGGUCCUUACUGCAUGUCCUCUUGUCCCACUGGAGUAAAUGACGGACAGAGGGGUCUGAUCUUCAAAUACCCCAACAGGGAGGGUCACUGUGAACCGUGUCACCACAACUGUACACAGGGAUGUUCAGGCCCAGGAUUAAAUGACUGCUUGGAGGCUGGCAGACUGGCAGUUAGCAGUGGUCAGAUCACAGUUAUAGCAUUGGGUGUGCCGGCUGGCUUGAUUUUCUGCCUGGUGUUGUUCUUCCUGGGGGUGCUGUACCACCGAGGGCUGGCCAUCCGUCGCAAGAGAGCCAUGCGGAGGUACCUGGAGAGUGGAGAGAGCUUUGAACCUCUGGGUCCUGGAGAGAAAGGCACCAAGGUUCAUGCCCGUAUUUUGAGGCCCUCAGAACUCAAAAAACUAAAAGCCCUUGGCUCAGGAGUUUUUGGAGCAGUGCACAAGGGAUUUUGGACUCCAGGGGGAGAGACGGUGAAGAUCCCAGUGGCCAUUAAGACCAUCCAGGACAGCUCAGGCCGACAGACCUUCACUGAGAUCACUGAUCACAUGCUGUCAAUGGGCAGCCUGGACCACCCCUACAUCGUCAGGCUGAUAGGCGUCUGUCCAGGCGCCAGUCUGCAGCUGCUGACCCAGCUCAUUCCACAGGGGUCCUUACUGGAGCACAUCAGGCAGAACAAGAACAGCCUGGACCCUCAGCGCCUGCUCAACUGGUGUGUGCAGAUAGCUAAAGGUAUGUACUACCUGGAGGAACACUGCAUGGUCCACAGGAACCUGGCUGCUCGCAACAUCCUGCUGAAGAAUGACUACCAGGUCCAGAUCUCUGACUACGGUGUAGCUGACCUCCUUUAUCCUGAUGACAAGAAAUACGUCUACGCCGACACCAAGACGCCCAUAAAAUGGAUGGCCCUUGAAAGUAUCUUGUUCCAGAGAUACACUCACCAAAGUGAUGUUUGGAGUUAUGGGGUGACGGUGUGGGAGAUGAUGUCAUUCGGGGCAGAGCCGUAUGCGCCCGUGCAGCCUCAGGAGGUGCCGAGUCUGCUGGAGAAGGGCGAACGUCUGUCCCAGCCGCACAUCUGUACCAUCGACGUCUACAUGGUCAUGGUCAAAUGUUGGAUGAUUGAUGAAAACAUAAGGCCGACCUUCAAAGAGCUGGCCAGUGAUUUCACUCGUAUGGCAAGAGACCCUCCUAGAUUCCUCGUCAUCAAGACUGAAGGAGAAGAAGCAGUGUCGUCAGAGAUCCAUCGCAGAGAAUCUGAGCGAGGGCUUCUGGACGCAGAUUUGGAAGACCACGAUGAGGCGGGAUUGGAGGACGGUCUGGCCACGCCUCCUCUUCAGCACUCUCCAUCUUGGAGUCUGUCCCGUUCGCGGAUUAAUUCUUACAGGAGUGGAGCAUCUCAGGUUGGACCUAUUGGAUACCUGCCAAUGACCCCCAGCCCUGUGGACAGCUUCCGCCAGCUGUGGUUCCAGAGGUCUCGGCUGAGCUCCGUGCGGACGCUGCCUGACAGGUCAGAGGUCAGGGAGAGCGGCAGAGAGGCCGAGCAGCGUGCGGAAGGUCUGCCCAGCGGGAGUCUUCACAGGGCCCGGUUUGGCUCGGAGAGGGGACAUCCUUGUAUAUCCAUCGGCCGGCACAGGAAGCUUUCAACCGCGUCAAGUCCGUCCUCAUACAAGGUGUGGACGGCGGAGGAGGAGGAAGAGGUGGACCACUUCGGCUACAUCCUGCCUGGCUCACCUGGCACGCCGGAGAGAGUCCCUAGAUUCUCUCAUUCUGCCCGAAGAAACUUAAAACUGAAGAAUAAUCUGUCUCUCGUGGUGACGAAUCCUUCCCAGGAGUAUGAAAUCAUGAGCAAAGAGUCUCCUCCUUGUUUAACCAGAGUGGCCUCCUCUCAGACAGCUUCCCCUUCAGAGGCGCUCGGCAGCAAAACCUCACCUUUGCCUUCUCGGACCCUCGAGGCUUCGUUAUCUGCAGAGCACACAGCAGACAUGGAAACACUGACACCAUUAACAGCUGUGCGGCGGAAGCACGGAGAUGAGGGUCAUGAGGAAAAUGUAGCUGAGCAAAGGGAAUCCACAGAGAGAAAUGUGCUAUGUGGAGAUGCUGAGAGAGGGACCAGAGCUGCAGAGGACCAAGACGAGGCCGCUCGAGUGAGAGGCAGGUACGAAUACAUGGAUAUCAGGCGCUCUGACUCCACAGAGGGAGAGGAUUCAGCCUGUGAGAGACGUGGGAGUCAGACAUCUGCAGAGAAGGCCGCAGUGGCACAGGAAACCCACCAAACUGUGGAGGUGUUGAAAACAGAGCACGAAGAGGAAGAGGAAGAGGAGAGGUGCCACGACACAAACAAACAACCCCCGCAUCAGGAGAAUCUGAGCGGUGCGGUUGUGCCCACGCCAGAUGCGCUCACAGCUGGAAGAGAAGAGGCGGAGGAGUACGAGGAGAUGACCACAUUUGGAGUGGUGCCCAGAGGGUGGGAGCAGGCGGACUACCAGAACCUCCCAGUGAAGGGGAGAGCUGUUUCUGAGGAGGUGGGGGGUGGCAGGUGUGCAGGGAUCGGGGGAUACAUCAAGGUGUGCGCCGGCAUGGGGGAGCCUGGCAGCAACUCAUCCUUUGACAACCCAGACUACUGGCACAGCCGACUGUUCCUCAAACCAGAUGCGGUACGCACCUAA